This is a messenger RNA of Indicator indicator, 1077 nucleotides long. RefSeq names its product MYCL proto-oncogene, bHLH transcription factor (gene MYCL). The record is from RefSeq and is a predicted model, not a curated record. The transcript has 2 exons. Lineage: Eukaryota; Metazoa; Chordata; Aves; Piciformes; Indicatoridae. Gene Ontology annotation, biological process: regulation of transcription by RNA polymerase II. The coding region runs from base 1 to 1077 and encodes 358 amino acids. Gene Ontology annotation, molecular function: protein dimerization activity; RNA polymerase II cis-regulatory region sequence-specific DNA binding; DNA-binding transcription factor activity, RNA polymerase II-specific.
AUGGAGUUUGACUCGUACCAGCACUACUUCUACGACCACGACGCCCAGGAGGAUUUCCACCGCUCGACAGCACCCAGCGAAGACAUUUGGAAGAAGUUCGAGCUGGUACCCACGCCCCCGCUGUGCCCACUGGGGACCCCCGGGGAGAAGAGCUGCUGCUCAGGAGCUGAGGAGCGCUCAGGCUGGUUCUCCCGCUACUGCCUGGCCGGGGAAGAGCCGGAAUAUUUGAUCGGAACGGGGCAGAUCUUCGGGAACCUGAGCGCUUUCAUCCUUAAGGAUUGCAUGUGGAGUGGGUUUUCAGCCCGGGAAAGACUUGAGAAGGCGAUGACGGAGAAACUUUCCACGGGCACUCAAAGGGCCACCCCCCACAAACCUUCCUUCGCGCAGGAUUUGGGGUUCAGCAGCUCGGUCAGCGAGUGCGUGGAUCCCGCUGCCAUCUUCCUCUGCCCGCUGGCAGAGAGCAAGAUCCCCGCGUCCUCGGGCUCCGAGGGCCAAAGCGAUUCUGAAGGCGAGGAGAUUGAUGUGGUGACGGUGGAGAAGAGACAAUCCCUCAGCCUGAGGAAGCCAGUCACCAUCACGCUGCGUGCCGACCCCCUGGACCCCUGCAUGAAACGCUUCCACAUCUCCGUCCACCAGCAGCAGCACAACUACGCUGCCCGCUCGCCGUCGGACGCCUGCCCCCCACCGGAGCCACCCCAGCAGGACGAGGACGAGAGCCUCUCCGAGCCGCAGAGCGCCGCGGAGCCAGCCCCUGCCCUCACUCUGCCCGAGCCUGGCUUGCCCAAAGCCGGCAGCAGCCCCGGCUCCGACAGCGAGGACGUGGCCAAGAGGAAAAACCACAACUACCUGGAGCGCAAGCGGCGCAACGACCUCCGCUCACGCUUCCUGGCCCUGCGGGACCAGGUGCCCGGUCUGGCCAGCUGCCCCAAGACACCCAAAGUGGUGAUCCUGAGCAAAUCCUCCGAGUACCUGCAGUCGCUCAUCAGCGCCGAGAGGAGGAUGGCGGCUGAGAAGCGGCAGCUGCGGCUGCAGCAGACCCAGCUGCUCAAACGGAUUGCUCACCUCAAGGGGCAUUAG